UUGAUCUCUCUUUUAUAUUUACAUAUAUACCACCAUUUCAUUUCCCUAACUCCCCAUCCUCCUCAACAUUAGUUUCUUUCAUAGCUUGUAAAAAUCUCGAGCUUGCUUCAAUGGCUGAUGCAGGUGGUUUAGUCUCCGCUAAGAGGAUGUGGUGCUCGGUCCCUGAAAGGCUCCAGCUGGAUAUGGCCAUGUUGACCUUGCAGUUUGGUUAUGCAGGGUUUCAUGUGGUUUCUCGAGCUGCCCUUAACAUGGGCGUCAGCAAACUCGUCUUCCCAGUUUACAGGAACAUCAUGCUUUCCUUCUGCUCCUUCCGUUUGCAUAUUUUCUUGAGAAGAAGGAUCGACCAGGCAUUACUCUAAAUUUUCUUUUACAGUUCUUCCUCGCUCUUGUUGGGUACGCAUGAUAUCCUCUACAAUCUAACAUGGUUAGUGUGAUAAACCAAAACUAUCUGAUUCUAUUGCCUUUUACGUGACAGAAUAACAGCAAAUCAAGGUUUCUAUUGCUUGGCUUAGAUAACACGUCACCGACCUUCGCAUCUGCCAUCCAAAACUCUGUGCCAGCCAUUACCUUUCUAAUGGCCGCCC
Messenger RNA from Hibiscus syriacus, 584 nucleotides. RefSeq names its product protein WALLS ARE THIN 1-like. The transcript is spliced from 2 exons. Bases 111 to 359 code for a protein of 82 amino acids. The record is from RefSeq and is a predicted model, not a curated record. NCBI's taxonomy places the organism in Eukaryota, Viridiplantae, Streptophyta, Magnoliopsida, Malvales, Malvaceae.